AAAGGAAGCAAGAAGAAAUGGAAGAAGAGAUAACGGUGAAUGGAAAAAGUUCAGUCCUUAUAAGGCUAAAGGAUACUCCGCCCAGAGUCUGUUCGAGAAAAGAAGACAUGAAACGUUUAGACGAAACUGAGGAUUGUUUCGUGUUAGAUUUCGACCCACAUGACUCGUUGGACGACAAAAAUAGCCACCAAGGUGAUGCCUCUAAGGAUUUCUACAUUGUUAGUGAAAACGGUAAGGUAGCUUGCAGGGAUUACCCACAUCCAAGACAUCUGUGUGUUAAAUUUCCGUUUACCACAACACCUCACCAGAGCUAUUGCGAACUGUGUUACUGUCGUGUAUGUGGCAUACGUGCUCCUUGUAAGCAUUGGACCCAAUCAAAGUCUCCACACUGUGAUGAAUUGUAUGAUGAUGUUCCUGGGGAAUGGGAUCUUGAAGUUGAUCUUCUUGCUGGUCUUCAUGAUUGUGCUGGGGCUGAUUUUGUUGGUUUGUCGUUGGGAGGAUACUUUGUGCAGCCGUGGCUGCCAACGGUGGAAGAUACUGCAUUAUUGCACCAAUAA
This is a messenger RNA of Vigna angularis (adzuki bean), 557 nucleotides long. RefSeq names its product RPM1 interacting protein 13. Bases 18 to 557 code for a protein of 179 amino acids. The transcript has 5 exons. NCBI's taxonomy places the organism in Eukaryota, Viridiplantae, Streptophyta, Magnoliopsida, Fabales, Fabaceae. The record is from RefSeq and is a predicted model, not a curated record.